CUGUCGGGAUCUUCUCUGGUCUCUGUGCUGAUCAUGGACUUUUCUGUCUACCUCCUGACUCUGCUUUCUGUCCUCUCUCAGUGCACAGCUCAGUGGUGUUACCAGAGCCAGUACUCCUGUGACGACACAUGCAGAGAUCCCACCCGCUGGGCAGCUCAGUUUCCAAGCUGUGGAGGAUUACGCCAAUCACCAAUUAACAUUGUCACCAGCAAAGUGCACGUCAACAGCGCCCUGCCACCCUUCAACUUCAUCGGCCACACCAACACAAUCAACAUAACGGUGGAAAACAAAGGACACUCUGCUCACUUUGCUCUGCCGCAGUCGGUCCGACUGACUGGAGGAGCUCUGCCUGGUCACUACAGAGCCGCCCAGUUUCACUUCCACUGGGGAGGUGAGGGCAGACCAGGGUCAGAGCACACCAUUGACGGAGAGAGGUUUCCCAUGGAGAUGCAUAUAGUCCACAUCAAGGAACCGUACGGCUCUCUGGCAGAGGCGGAGCAUGAUAUGGCGGGUAUAGCUCUGCUGGCCUUCCUGUUUGAGGAAACAACAGAUGAUCAUCCUGAUUUGGAUGCAGUAAUAGCUGCUUUGGGCCGAGUACAAAACAAUGGCAGCAGCACAGUGAUCCGAAACUUUCGACUCAGUGACAUUAUCCCAUCAGCAAAGGACCUCCAUAGUUACUACCGUUACGUGGGCUCCAUGACGACUCCAGGGUGUGAACAGGCUGUUGCCUGGACGGUGUUUCACAGGACCUUACCCAUCAGCAGUCGACAGCUGGAUGCAAUAGUUAAGCAGUGUCGAUUCUGGACGGGACAGCCCAUGACCGACAUCUUCAGACCUACGCAGCCUCUGGACGGCAGAGUCGUGUACCGGUCCAAGGCAAGUGCAGCUCUGACGAGUGUAAUCCACUUGUGGUUUGGCAUUUUCUCAGUUGUGCUUGGGACAACGUGUCUGAUACACUGACUCAGCACAUAAAAACACCUGAUUUAAGAGACAAAAGCUACUGUAUGUAUAAAGGCAACUUUAACCUGUGUGAUAGUGAAACAACAAACUGUGGUUUAUUUUUAAAGUUAUUCAUUAAACGUAAUGUCACCUGCAUUUGCACACAAACUACGGUGCGCUAAAUCCAGUUAUUGUGCAAAGUGACAGGAAUUCAGCUGUGCAUAGCACUUAGUCUCUGUUAAGUAUUAGUGUGUGAGUAGGAUCUUUACCUCAGCAGGCCUUAAUGUCAACUUUCCUUAUUUUUUGUCAUUAGGGGUCAAUAUUUUAUAUCCACAAGCUAUAGCUUUACAUUACCAGUAAUCUGCUGUUCCUUUUAUGUGUUUUUUCAGUGAGUUAAAAGUGUGAUAAGUAAAAUCAAAGUGUAGGAUUUGGGGUUUACAAUAGGUUUUUUUCCUUCUGAUAGUUGCAAGCUGAAGGACUUUCCUUUGUCAUGAACUGCUUUUUCUUCUUUACUUGUCGUGUGUUGUUUUCUUCACUGUCGUUCAGACAGUUAAAAGUAGAUCAGAACAUCAAGGCAUUUCUAGAUGCACUGUACAUUUCUUAAUUUUUUAGGAAAAACCAAACGAGUUCUACAUGUACAUAAAUGCCUAAGAUUCCCUGC
Molecule: messenger RNA, 1600 nt
Organism: Plectropomus leopardus (leopard coralgrouper)
Lineage: Eukaryota; Metazoa; Chordata; Actinopteri; Perciformes; Serranidae
Gene: ca4c
Product: carbonic anhydrase IV c
Cellular component (GO): plasma membrane
Molecular function (GO): carbonate dehydratase activity; zinc ion binding
Source: RefSeq, a predicted model, not a curated record